ACCUUUAUUCUUUCCAUUCAAACAGAGCCAAAUGCCAGUCUCUUCACUCUUCAACUCUGUCUUUCCUUUUCUUUCUCCCUAACAUUACUCCAAUUCAACCUAAAACCCUAAUUACUCAUCACUGCACGCAUAUAUAAACACCUCUAUUUGUUCAAUUGUAUUUGACGGAGACUCAAAAAAUGAAUUUUCAGAGUGUCAGGGCAGAGAAGGAUACCGCUAUGAGAAGGUACGACAUACAGAGGAACCUCAAAACCUUUGUACGCAUCUCAACUCUGUUUUCUCUUCUGGUUCUCUGCUUCUCGUGGUCUUGUCCAUGGAUUCCGGCUGCCCUGGAUAUCGCCGGCGAGUUUUUCCGGACAAUCAAAUCGGUUCUCUAUCAGCGUCAAUACGGUUUUCUGCUUGUGAAUACUCUGGCCCUCGCUAUAUACUUCUCAAAUCACAAGAAUGUUGACGUCGCGCAGCCUGAUCUCUAUGACGAGUACGUCUCCGAAUCCGCGGCCGCUAAUCUCCAUUUACCGGAGUCGGAGACGAAAAUCGCGGUCGUUAAUCCCAAUUCCAGCUCUCCUGUUGGAACAAGACGCAGCAAGCUUGUUGUUGUGACAGAGUGCUCUGCUUCGGUGAAAUGUCGUGAAAUUGAGGUUACCGAGACAGGGCGGAGUUACAGGAGGAGUCAAUCGGAGAGCUUUGAGAGGCGGACGGUAGCGGUGCGGAGAGAGCUGAGGAGAUCAGAGACGGAGAUGGCUGUGGGGAGGCAGUCAAUGGAGGAGAUGAGUAGUGAGGAGUUCAGGAUUAUAGUGGAGAGUUUCAUUGCUAAGAAAAAGAGGGACUUGAAGGAAGAAGAUAUUCAUAAUCUGGUACGCUCACGCUCAUACUCACACCCUGGUGUAGCUGAGCCAUGACAUUGAUAAUGAUCAGUGACCGUACAUAUUAGAUCAAUAAACUGUUAUUGCUGAUUAGGCUGCCACAAUAACGUCGAGUCAAAGUUCUGUUCCGGUGCAAUCCGUUAUUUCCACCGUUUGAUCAAACAUAA
Tripterygium wilfordii is the source of this 1030-nucleotide messenger RNA. RefSeq lists its product as uncharacterized. NCBI's taxonomy places the organism in Eukaryota, Viridiplantae, Streptophyta, Magnoliopsida, Celastrales, Celastraceae. Bases 180 to 899 code for a protein of 239 amino acids. The record is from RefSeq and is a predicted model, not a curated record. The transcript has a single exon.